ACAGAUUUUUAAUAUUAGAAUUUACAGGAAAUGUACUUCUGUUCUUUUCCUUUUGACUUUCUGUGAAUAGAAAUUUAUACCAAGCUUAAAGCAUAAGUUAUUCUUUUUUGCUUUCUGCUGAAUAAGAUUUUUCCAGAUAAUGUCAGAAGGAGAUUCAUAUAUAUUGUUUCAACCUGCUUCUUAAUCAGUAAGAACUAGUGUCAAUUUUUUAUGGUUUUAUUGGAGACAUUACUUCUGUUGCCAAAUGACAAAAUUGCUCUGAUAAUAGAAGACUAAGCUGGUUGAAGGGGUUUGGCUUAGUUAACAUGCCAAAGGUUAAGUGAAGCCCAUGAUAACAUCCAUCAUUUGAUGACAAUAGUUUUGGCUGUUCAGAUUGCUGCUUGUCAAUGAGCACGAGAAGAUUACUGAUGGCAGCUUCAGCUGAAGAAUAUGCGGCGUUUGAAGAAAGGGUGAGAAGAACAGUCUAUAUGGAUAACCUGUCACCUCAGGUGACAGAGAAUGUUCUGAAAGCCGCUUUGGAUCAAUUUGUCAAUGUCGUAAAUGUCCAAUUCAUUCCCAACUAUAUCAACCCACAGAGCCUCCCACGAGCUGCUUUGGUGGAGAUGGAAACUCUGAAUCAGGCCUCUGCGAUCAUUGCUGAGAUUGCUGAUUCCCCUUUUAUGGUUCUUGGGAUGCCAAGACCUGUCAGAGCAUGCGCUGCAGAAGUAGAAAUGUUUGACAGUCGUCCAAAGAAACCUGGCAGGAAGAUCACUUACAAGUGGCUGGACCACGAAGAUCCUGAUUUUGAGGUUGCCAGGAAGAUUAAGGUUUUGACCAGAAAGCAUGCUGCUGAAACCGAAUUCCUGCUCAAUCAGCAUCAACUCAAGGAGGAGGAAAACCUUGCAAACCAGCAGCUGGAGACCUUGAAAGCGCACUAUAAGAAAUAUGAGUUGAUAGAUGGUGUCCUAUCUGACAAUACUGCCAAGAAAUUAGCAGAUCGAUACAGGAUACCUCUUUCAGAUGCUUGAAAGAGUUCCUCUUCAAUUUGAUUUAGCAUGUGAACAUUUGUGGUAGCUGUAUAUGCUGUUUGCGCUUCGUUUUGUAUAUAAGUUUUGUCACUGGAGGUGAUUUGGCAUUCACUGCAAUCUUAAAAGAGCUUAGAUUAGUUGCAGGCUUGUGCUUA
Molecule: messenger RNA, 1162 nt
Organism: Coffea eugenioides
Lineage: Eukaryota; Viridiplantae; Streptophyta; Magnoliopsida; Gentianales; Rubiaceae
Exons: 3
Coding region: 387-1007 (206 amino acids)
Molecular function (GO): RNA binding
Source: RefSeq, a predicted model, not a curated record